This is a messenger RNA of Humulus lupulus (European hop), 3216 nucleotides long. RefSeq lists its product as uncharacterized. Bases 1 to 3216 code for a protein of 1071 amino acids. Gene Ontology annotation, molecular function: DNA helicase activity. The transcript is spliced from 5 exons. The record is from RefSeq and is a predicted model, not a curated record. NCBI's taxonomy places the organism in Eukaryota, Viridiplantae, Streptophyta, Magnoliopsida, Rosales, Cannabaceae. Gene Ontology annotation, biological process: telomere maintenance; DNA repair.
AUGGAUACACUACUAAGACAUGGGAGGAAGACAGAGAUUGAACACGAAAUCGUUCAUGAAUUAUCUCAAAUGUUGGAUCAGCAUAAUAAUUUGGUCAAAUCCUUUAGAAUGGCAAGGGAUAGAUUCAAAGCACAACCAGAAUCUACGUUUCGUUUACGCCUCCUAAGUAGCAGGACAACAGAUGGUCAUCAAUACAAUAUGCCAACAUCAUCUGAAGUAGCAGGCUUAAUAGUUGGUGAUUUUAGUGAAGCGAACUUCGAACGUGACGUUAUUGUGGAGCACCGAACUAAAGGAAUUCAGAGAAUCACAGAUCUGCAUCCAAGUUUCAUGUUUAUGACGUACCCAUUAAUACACCCUUAUGGUGAAGAUGGAUAUAGACUUGGCAUACCUUUGAGAGACGUAACUGAAAGCUCUUUUAAAAGGCAAAAGUUGACAAUGAGGCAACAUUAUUGCUUUAGGUUGCAGCAAAGAUUAAAUGAGGGUCAUAAUCUUCUUCGAUCUGGUAGACUACUGCAACAAUAUAUAGUUGAUUCUUACAUGGCAAUUGAAGAAGAAAGAUUUCGAUAUCCUGAUUUAUUUCUUACUUUCAUUUGCAACCCAAAGUGGCCAGAAAUAAAUGAUAUGAUCCAUUUAAUAGGCCAAAAAGAUGAUAACAAUAGGGUCGAUAUCAUAUGCAGAGUAUUUGAGAUAAAGCUAUUCCAACUAAUGCACGAUCUGAAAAAAGAACAACCGUUUGGAAAGAUAAUUGCAUGUAUAUACACAAUUGAGUUCCAAAAAAGAGGACUGCCUCAUGCACACAUACUACUUUUCUUGCAUUCGACAUUGAAAAAUCCUUCAGCAGACCAUAUUGAUAAUAUAAUAAGCGCGGAAAUCCCGAACUUAAAUGUUGAUCUUGAUGGUUAUAAUGCCGUCAAUAAAUUUAUGAUUCAUGGACCUUGUGGAAAACUUAAUUCAAACUCUCCAUGUAUGAUGCAAGAUAGGUGCACAAAACAUUUUCCAAAAAAAUUCAAUGAUCAAACCACCAUCGACACAGAUGGCUUUCCAGUCUACAAAAGGAAAAAUACAGGUAUUCAUGUCGAAAAGAAAGGUGUCCUUUUAGAUAAUCGAUAUGUAGUCCCUUAUCACAGGAAUUUGGUUGUCAAAUUUGAUGCACAUAUUAAUGUCGAGGUUUGCAAUUACUCUAGAUCAGUCAAAUACCUUUUCAAAUAUGUUCAUAAAGGGUCUGACAGAACUACUGCAACAAUGGAAUUUAUUGACACCGCCAAAGAAAUAGAUGAGAUAAAAACAUAUUUGGAUUGCAGAUAUAUCUCGGCAACUAAAGCUUGCUGGAGAAUAUUCCAAUUUGACAUACAUUACAGACAGCCAGCAGUUGAAAGAUUACCAUUCCAUUUACCUGGAGAGCACACAGUAAUAUUCGAAGAAAACAAAUGUGUUGAAAAUGUUGUUUGCAUGCCUGGAAUAGAAAAAACAAAGUUCACUCAAUGGUUGGAGGCAAACAAGAAUUAUGAUGAUGCACGGGAGCUAACUUAUUCGGAUUUCCCUAUAAGUUGGGUUUCUAAUGCAUCACAACUUUGGAAAUCUAAUUAUAUUGCAUUGUCAGAAGACAUAACUUCAUUGCAAAGGAAGAGAUUUAGAAUGAAUGAUCUUAAGUUAACUGAACAACAAGUUGAAGCAUACACAUUGUUCGAGAUUGAAAGUAUCAUGCUGAAGAUGGGAAAAAGUUUGAAAGAUAUAGAUGGAAUGCCCCUGCCUAAUCCAUCUUUGAUAAGAGACUCGGGUAAUAGAUUGGUUAAUGAAGAGCUUGAUUAUAACCGAAAUCAAUUAAAGAUAUUGCAUGAGAAAUCAUUUGCUGCUCUAAAUCCUUGCCAAAAAUCAGCUUAUAAAGCAAUAGUACAUUCAGUAGAGAAUGAACAAGUCUUGCCUGUAGCAACUUCAGGCAUAGCUGCUUUGUUAUUGCCUAAUGGUAGGACAGCUCAUUCACGAUUUCAUAUUCCCUUGAAUGUUACAGCAGAGUCGACUUGUGAAAUUCGACAAGGCACCCUGCUAGCUGGACUUCUUAUGAAAACUUCUUUGAUCAUUUGGGAUGAAGCACCUAUGGCAAAUAAGUUCUGCUUUGAAGCUUUGGAUAAGACCUUAAGAGAUAUUCUAAGAACAAGGUUUGAAAAUAGCUCUAACAAACCUUUUGGAGGACUUACAAUAGUGUGUGGUGGUGAUUUCCGACAAAUAUUACCAGUUGUCCCAAAAGGUACAAGAGCUGAUAUUGUUGAUGCUUCUCUUAACUCGUCAUAUUUGUGGCCAUUUUUCAAAAUAUAUGAACUCAACCAAAAUAUGAGGCUAUAUAAUGGAAACUUGACUGGUUUUGAGGCUGCUAAAAUAGCUUCUUUUGACAAAUGGAUGUUGCAGAUUGGAGAUGGUUCAUUAUAUGAUGACAUUGAUAGACAAUUAAUUAAGCUUCCUUCUGAUAUCGCCAUAAAUCCAUCUCAAGAUCCAAUGAAAUCCAUAAUUAAAGUUAUCUACCCAUCACUUUUACAAAAGUACAACGAUCCUACAUAUUUGACAGAAAGAGCAAUAUUAACACCAAAAAAUGAAAUGGUCUAUGAACUAAAUGAGAUGAUUAUGAAUAUUAUACCAGGUGAAGGGAGAACAUAUUUUAGCUCAGACAGUAUAUGCAAAGCAAGUGUAAAGACAAAUGAUGAAGAUCUUUUGUAUCCAGCUGAAUUUUUGCAUGGUUUGAAAUUUAAUGACAUCCCUAAUCAUGAGAUGCGACUUAAGGAAGGUGCUCCUGUAAUGCUCCUUAGAAAUCUAAAUCAAACAGAAGGCCUAUGUAAUGGCACAAGAUUGAUUAUCAGGCAUCUUGGUAAAUGGUCCAUUAGAGGCGACAUCAUUUCUGGAACAAAUAUUGGUGAAAAUGUCACAAUUCCAAGAAUUAUCAUGUCUCCCAAUGAAUCAAGAUGGCCAUUCAAGCUUAACAGACGACAACUUCCCUUGGCACCAUGUUUUGCCAUGACAAUCAACAAAAGCCAAGGACAAUCUCUUAAACAUGUUGGCUUGUACCUCCCUAAGCAAGUAUUCACCCAUGGUCAAUUAUAUGUUGCUGUGUCCCGAGUUACCACCAGAGAAGGAUUGAUCAUACUAAAUGCUGAUGAUGAGGUGGGAGACCCAACCUUAAUAAAAAAUAUUGUUUACAAAGAAGUAUUUCAAAAUACCCACUCAUAA